Dromiciops gliroides (monito del monte) is the source of this 252-nucleotide messenger RNA. RefSeq names its product metallothionein-1E-like. Gene Ontology annotation, molecular function: metal ion binding. NCBI's taxonomy places the organism in Eukaryota, Metazoa, Chordata, Mammalia, Microbiotheria, Microbiotheriidae. The transcript has a single exon. The coding region runs from base 1 to 252 and encodes 83 amino acids. The record is from RefSeq and is a predicted model, not a curated record.
AUGAAUAGUCUUACAACAUCCUUCUCCUUUGACAACUGCAUGUCUGAUAUUUACCUGCCAGCCAUAGAUCCCAAAUGUAACUUUGAGAAUGGUGGCUCUUGCACCUGUUCAGGCUCCUGCAAAUGCAGAUCGUGCCAGUGCACCUCCUCCAAGAAAAGCUGCUGCUCCUGCUGCCCAGCAGUAUGUGCCAAGUAUGCCCAGAGCUGUGUCUGCAAAGCCCCCCAGACUAAGAGUUGCAGCUGCUACCAUUGA